UCACCAAUGACCAAACUCUUCUUACUGCCCUCCACGGCUAUUAAACGCACCAUCCCACCCUCCACUACCCCUCAUCAGAAACGAGUUAUUAUUUUCCUCUCACUACGACUAUGGCUUCUUCUUUCCUCCGUUUUCUGCUUCUCAUCUCUCUUUUCUUCUUUUCUGCAGAGUCGUCCUACCAACCUCCCAAGCCUAAUCUUCUGGUCUUGCCGGUGCUCAAAGAUGCUUCGUCGGGUCUUCAUUGGGCCUAUAUCCACAAGAGAACCCCUCUCGUCCGGGUCCCGGUUCUGGUCGACCUGAACAGCCGGUUCUUGUGGGUGACCUGCGACCAACACUACCUGUCCUCCACUUACACAGCCCCCUUCUGCCACUCCACUCUUUGCUCUCGAGCCAACACCCAUUUGUGCUACUCUUGCGCCUCCGCUGCCAGGCCCGGCUGCCACAACAAUACUUGUGGCCUCGUGUCCAUCAACCCCGUCACUCUCCAAUCCGGCGUCUCCGAGCUCGCCCAGGACCUCCUCGCCAUCCAAACUCCGCCCGCACUCGCUCCCUCCAAACCCGGUUCCAUGGUCACCGUCCCCCAGUUCCUCUUUGCCUGCUCGCCCUCUUCCCUGCUCCGGAAGGGCCUGCCCAAUAUCGUUCAGGGCGUGGCUGGACUGGGCAAUGAGCCCAUUUCUCUCCCGCUUCAACUCGCCUCCCACUUCGGGUUACAACGCAGAUUCACCUUGUGCCUCUCCGGUGACCCCGGGUCCAACGGGUUUAUAUUCUUCGGGGAACAACCAAAUCUGUUACGUCCUCGCCUGGACAUUUCCCGUGAUUUGGUUUACACCCCACUCACAGUUACCCCGCAAGGAGAGUACCAUGUACGGGUCACGUCUAUAAAAGUUAACAACCAGGUGGUGGUCCCGGUGAGCCCAUCUCUCGUAUCAGCACUCGCGAAGACUACCAGACGCGGUCUCGGAGGAACUAUGAUCACCACCGCCUCGCCUUAUACACUUCUGCACAGCUCAAUAUUCGAAGCUCUUGUCCAGGUAUAUGCCAAUCAGAUUCCCAAACAGGGCCAGGUGAAGGCGGUAGAACCGUUUGGGUUAUGCAUGGACUGGGAGAAGAUGAACAAGGUUCCGGACGUGGAGCUGGUGUUCAACAAGGCUAGUGCAGUGUGGAGAAUAUCGGGAGAGAACUUGAUGGUGGAGGUGAGGCCAGGGGUGAGGUGUCUAGGGUUCGUGAAUGGAGGAGACAAGCCUAGAGCUGCGAUUACUAUAGGGGUGCGUCAGUUGCAGGACUACCUUGUGGUGUUUGAUCUGGCUCGGUCCAUGCUCGGGUUUAGCCCUUCCUUGCUCUCUCGCGGCGCUAAAUGUGCCAGCUACAACUUCACCGCUUCUCCAUAGAGCCACGAUGUGUAGAUAGUUGCUGAUCAAACAAUAUGCAAUAAGCAUCUCUACUUGUUGUAAUGCCAGAGGUCGGAAUCAACUAAAUAAAACCACGUUUGCA
This is a messenger RNA of Prosopis cineraria, 1491 nucleotides long. RefSeq names its product basic 7S globulin-like. The transcript has a single exon. Bases 111 to 1388 code for a protein of 425 amino acids. The record is from RefSeq and is a predicted model, not a curated record. Lineage: Eukaryota; Viridiplantae; Streptophyta; Magnoliopsida; Fabales; Fabaceae. Gene Ontology annotation, biological process: proteolysis. Gene Ontology annotation, molecular function: aspartic-type endopeptidase activity.